GACUCGAAGAGGAAAUACUACAGCGGAGCUGGUCGUUUCUACAAGCACAUUUUCAUUUAUUUUGUGGACAGAGGACAGGAAUGGACAGUUGUUGCUUUUUAGCACUAUGCUAAGACCCCGGGCAGCCUUACCACCAUGCUGGAACUGGGCUCAUGUUCUGUCAGCUCUCAGUCUCUGACAGAUGACCACAAUGCUUUGGGGCGACCUCCCACCUCAGGAGGGCCUGACAGUCCAGCACCUGGUUUUGGACAGAUGUGUGGCAGCAGUAGCCCCAGGCAUCACGUCCUCCACCCGUCACCAACGGAUUGUGAGAGCUGGCAGAAGCAUCGGGGAGGGCUGGCUGGAGGUUCAAGCCCCUGCUCUGAGCCUCACCCGCUCCUGGAACCCCAGAGUCUGUCCACCAGCUACGACACCCUCUACCUCCCACAGAUGACUGGGCAGGCUCAAACUCUCCACCCGAACCGCCUCGGCCUUUCUCUGGAUGUGGCCUCAACAUUUGACGCUGGAGGUGGGAUGCUUGGGGUGGAUGGAGAUUUGGCAGUCAGUCCCAACGUAAUCAAGAGACGGCGGGGAGGCCUGAUUGAACAGAAAGACAUUGUCAAAGCACACCAGGCCCACAAAAUACACAGCACACCACAGGCUCGACGCAAAGAGUGGGAAAUGGCCCGCUUUGGAGACGACGUCCCGGGCUUGUUGAGCUCUGGGGAUGGAGGAUCGGAGCGCAACAGGAACCGCGAUGGAGCGGCCGUGUCCACAGGUGGGAUCUCCCCGGCGUUCAAGCAGACCAAAGCGCAGCGCGCCCGCACCAUGGCCCUGUACAACCCCAUCCCGGUUAGGGAGAACUGCUUCACCGUCAACAGGUCGCUCUUCAUCUUCGGAGAGGACAACGUGGUCCGGAAGUAUGCUAAGAAAAUCACUGAGUGGCCUCCUUUCGAGUACAUGAUCCUCGCUACCAUCAUUGCCAACUGCAUUGUCUUGGCUCUGGAGCAGCACCUCCCUGGUGAGGACAAAACCCCCAUGUCCAAGAGACUGGAGAAAACAGAGCCUUACUUCAUAGGGAUGUUCUGUUUUGAGGCUGGGAUAAAGAUCAUCGCUCUGGGCUUUGUGUUUCAUAAAGGGUCCUACCUCAGGAACGGCUGGAACGUCAUGGAUUUUAUUGUAGUCCUCAGCGGGAUCCUGGCUGCAGCAGGGGCUCAUAUGAACAUCUCAGUGGAUCUGAGGACGCUGAGGGCUGUGAGAGUACUGCGACCCCUCAAACUGGUCUCAGGCAUACCAAGUCUGCAGAUUGUCCUGAAGUCCAUAAUGAAGGCCAUGGUACCUCUUCUGCAGAUCGGUCUGUUGCUGUUCUUUGCCAUCCUCAUGUUCGCAAUCAUCGGCCUGGAGUUUUACAGCGGAAAACUGCACAAGACUUGCACACCACAGCCAGGAAUACUGGAAAAUGAGACAGUGGACUCUUCUGAGUACAUCUUCCCGUGUGGCGUGCGUCAAUGUCCAGCCAAGUACGCCUGCUCAGAGACCUGGAUUGGACCUAAUGACGGCAUCACCCAGUUUGACAACAUCCUGUUUGCAGUCCUCACUGUCUUCCAAUGCAUCACCAUGGAGGGAUGGACCACUGUGCUCUACAAUACCAAUGAUGCUUUGGGUCCCACCUGGAACUGGCUUUACUUCAUCCCUCUCAUCAUCAUCGGCUCCUUCUUCGUCCUGAACCUGGUGCUAGGAGUCCUCUCUGGAGAAUUUGCCAAAGAGAGGGAGAGAGUGGAAAAUCGUAGAGCUUUUAUGAAGCUGAGACGCCAGCAGCAGAUUGAAAGAGAGCUGAACGGAUACCGCGCUUGGAUUGACCGAGCUGAGGAAGUUAUGCUUGCAGAGGAGAACAGAAAUCCAGGACCUUCUGCACUUGAUGUGCUGAAGCGAGCAACCACCAUAAAGAGGAGAGGGAUGGAUGUGCAUCAGGGCCAGUCAGGGGAGGAACAUUAUGGAGAUAUCUCUUCUGUGGGCAUGCCCAUGGCCAGAGCCAGCGUUCGGAGUGCAAAGCGAGGUCCAACAGCCUAUUUUCGACGUAAAGAGCGUCUCCUGCGGAUUUCCAUUCGCCGCGUGGUGAAGACACACACUUUCUACUGGACAGUGCUCGGCCUUGUGGCUCUCAACACGCUGUGUGUCGCCAUUGUGCACCACAACCAGCCCUUCUGGCUGUCCAAUUUUCUUUACUAUGCAGAGUUCCUGUUCCUCGCUCUGUUCCUGACAGAGAUGUUCCUGAAGAUGUACAGCUUGGGACCACGUCUCUACUUUCAUUCCUCAUUUAACUGCUUUGACUGCAGUGUAAUCAUUGGCAGUAUCUUUGAGGUGCUGUGGGGAUUCUUCAGACCAGGAACUUCAUUUGGUAUCAGUGUCCUUCGCGCUCUCCGCCUGCUUAGGAUCUUCAAAAUCACCAAGUAUUGGGCGUCUCUGAGAAACCUGGUUGUGUCUCUGAUGAACUCCAUGAAGUCCAUCAUCUCCCUGAUCUUCCUUCUCUUUCUCUUCAUUGUUGUCUUCGCACUCCUUGGCAUGCAGCUUUUUGGUGGCAGGUUCAUCUUUGAAGACUACACACCAACAAACUUUGACACCUUUCCUGCAGCCAUUAUGACUGUGUUUCAGAUCCUGACUGGAGAGGACUGGAAUGAGGUCAUGUAUAACGGUAUUCGCUCCCAAGGAGGAGUGAAGUCGGGGAUGUGGUCCUCCAUCUAUUUUAUAGUUCUUACUCUUUUUGGAAACUAUACUCUUCUGAAUGUCUUCUUGGCCAUUGCUGUGGAUAACCUCGCCAAUGCACAAGAACUUACCAAGGAUGAAGAAGAAGCAGAGGCAGCUUUCAACCAGAAGCAUGCUCUGCAGAAAGCAAAGGAGGUCGGACCGCUUUCCUCCUUCAUGUCUUCAGAGGGAAGCCGGAGGAGGCGGCCCUACCUAUACAGGAAAAGAGCCAUUCACCGCAGCCGGCCGACCUACUCCUACUCCCUGGAGGAGGCCCAGGGCAGUAUGAGGGAGGGCCGCCCACCGCCACCACUCAAACCCUCUAACUCUUUCAUGUCCAGGAGAGAGAGGAGGAAAAGGAUGACCAUGUCUGUUUGGGAGCAGAGGACCAGUCAGCUACGGAGACACCGGCAGAUGUCCAGUCGAGAGAUCUUGUUCAGCAGCCCCAGUGAGGAAAAAGAUGGCCCCCCUGCUUCAGUUCAUGGACGUCCCCUGUCGCUGCACCGGAAAGCUGUGCAGCACACGCCAUCAGGGAGCUUGAAGCGGCCGACUGACCCUCUAGCCUCACCAGGUCAGACCCAGCCCCUGGCCUCCUCUGUGCCCCUGGAUGCCACUGUUCCUGGUGACAUUCCUGAGCCUCCGAUGGCAGUCCUGGAAUCAAAGUGUCUGGAUCCUACAAACGUGCCAUGCCUGACCUUACCAGAACCUCCCGAAUCCGAAUCCACCGGAGAAAACAAAAAGCCAGGCCUUAAUCACAAACACGUUUCCGAGCGCCGAAGCCCGAGACUGAACGCAGAACGUCAACACAGGCAUGUAAAAAAGUUUAGACCUCCAGAUAAUGUUGACACUCUGACCCCUGAGAAAGGAGGUCACAUUGAGAUCAGGGGCCGAAGGGGCCAUCAUUGUGACCAUCAGAACGGCACCAGAAAUCAAGCGUCCUCUCCUGGAAAUGAAGGAAAGUUAGACGGCAGCUAUGAUGUUGGAGAAAGCAGAACAAGUUCAGGAAUAGUCGAGGAGAAGGGACCAGAGCCUGAGAACGAAGAUGGAGAGGUGCACAAGCACGAGGAGAGCAGACUGGCUAACCGUAACGAGGGAGGAAACUCUAACUUGAAAGACGUCCUCUCUGGUGACCUCUGCCCUCUGAAGCAAGACAACGCUCUGAACCAGUCUGAGCUGCUGGUACCCAACAAACCAGAGGAUAACAGUGAAGAAAAGGAGUCAGAGCUGGACCACAAUAAGCUCAGCUCCAGUGUAAUUGUCGAGGUGCCUGACGUGCAGUCGUCUCUUGAACUCUCCACCAUCACAGUCAACAACAAGGACCCUGAAACCUGCAAGUCAGAGAAGGAAGAGGCAGAAGAGACAAAACCUGUCAACACUGUGACCCCAGACAGCAUGUUCAUCUUUAAACCUGACAACCCGAUGCGUCGAGCAUGUCAUUAUGUGGUGAACCUCAGGUACUUUGAAAUGUGCAUCCUGCUGGUGAUAGCUGCUAGCAGCAUAGCACUGGCUGCAGAAGACCCUGUAGCCACAUCAUCAGACUGGAAUAAGGUUCUACGUUAUUUUGAUUACGUGUUCACUGGAGUCUUCACCUUUGAAAUGAUCAUAAAGAUGAUUCACCAGGGUCUGAUCCUCCAUGACGGCUCCUACUUCAGAGAUCUGUGGAACAUCUUGGACUUCAUUGUUGUGGUGGGAGCACUGGUGGCCUUUGCCCUCACCAACGUGAUGGGAAACAACAAAGGAAGAGACAUAAAGACCAUCAAAUCUCUGAGAGUUUUGCGCGUCCUCAGACCUCUGAAGACCAUCAAGCGACUUCCUAAGCUCAAGGCGGUGUUCGACUGUGUGGUGACAUCUCUGAAAAACGUCUUCAAUAUUUUGAUUGUCUACAAACUUUUCAUGUUCAUCUUCGCCGUCAUCGCUGUGCAGCUUUUCAAGGGGAAGUUCUUCUAUUGCACCGACAGUUCAAAGGACACAGAGAAAGACUGCCAGGGUUACUACAUCGACUAUGGGAAGGAUAAAAAAGAGGUGAAAAAGAGAGACUGGAAGAGGCACGAGUUUCAUUACGACAACGUCAUCUGGGCUCUGCUCACACUCUUCACUGUUUCCACCGGAGAAGGCUGGCCUCAGGUUCUGCAGCACUCUGUAGACGUGACAGAAGAAGACAGGGGUCCAAGUCACGGCAACAGGAUGGAAAUGUCAAUCUUCUAUGUCAUCUACUUUGUUGUCUUCCCCUUCUUCUUCGUCAACAUCUUUGUGGCUCUCAUCAUCAUCACCUUCCAAGAGCAGGGGGAUAAGAUGAUGGAGGAGUGCAGCCUUGAGAAAAAUGAAAGAGCUUGCAUAGACUUUGCCAUCAGUGCAAAGCCCCUGACUCGAUACAUGCCACAGAAUCGGCACACGUUCCAGUACCGUCUGUGGCAUUUUGUGGUGUCCCCAUCAUUUGAAUAUACAGUCUUGACCAUGAUUGCUCUCAACACCAUUGUCCUGAUGAUGAAGUAUUACUCUGCCCCGCCUGCAUAUGAUGCCUUCCUGAAACAUCUAAACACAGCUUUUACUGUCCUCUUCUCAAUCGAGUGCGUUCUGAAGAUCCUGGCUUUUGGUUUUCUGAACUACUUCCGAGACACGUGGAACAUUUUUGACUUCAUCACCGUCUUGGGCAGCAUAACUGAGAUUGUGGUUGACUUGCAGAGGAUUGACACGUUCAACAUGAGUUUCUUGAAGCUGUUUCGAGCCGCUCGUCUGAUCAAACUGCUGAGGCAGGGUUACACCAUCCGCAUCCUCCUCUGGACUUUUGUUCAGUCCUUCAAGGCGUUGCCUUACGUCUGCCUGCUCAUUGCAAUGCUCUUCUUCAUCUACGCCAUCAUUGGCAUGCAGGUGUUUGGGAACAUUAAACUGAAUGAAGAGACUCACAUUAACCAACACAACAACUUUAAAACCUUCUUAGGUGCCCUGAUGCUGCUGUUCAGGAGUGCAACGGGGGAGUCGUGGCAGGAGAUCAUGCUGUCGUGUCUGGGGGGGCAGCAGUGUGAAACAGACCCCUCACUUCCCCCUGCAGCCCUGACGACGGACCAGAAGGAGGGCUGCGGCUCAGACUUCGCCUACUUCUACUUUGUCUCCUUCAUCUUUUUCAGCUCUUUUUUGAUGCUGAACUUGUUUGUGGCUGUGAUCAUGGAUAACUUUGAGUAUCUUACGAGAGACUCGUCUAUCCUGGGUCCACACCACCUGGAUGAGUUUGUCCGAAUUUGGGGGGAAUACGAUCGAGCUGCCAGCGGUAGGAUCCAUUAUAAGGAGAUGUACAAAGUUGUUCGCACUAUCUCACCUCCUCUGGGCUUUGGAAAGAACUGCCCCCACAGGGUGGCAUGCAAGAGACUUGUCCUGAUGAACAUGCCUGUGGACGAUGACAUGACGGUCCACUUCACAUCCACCCUCAUGGCCCUCAUUCGCACUGCGCUUGAGGUCAAAAUAGCAAGAGGAGGAGAAGAUCGAAAUCAAAUGGAUUUGGAUCUGCAGAAGGAAAUUGGAGUCAUCUGGCCUCACCUCUCCCAGAAGUCACUGGACCUGCUGGUUCCAAUUCACAAAGCCAGUGACAUGACUAUAGGAAAGAUAUAUGCUGCCAUGAUGAUCAUGGAUUAUUACAAGCAGAGCAAAGCCAAGAAACUGCGCCAGCAACUGGAGGAACAAAAACACGCCCCCAUGUUUCAGCGUAUGGAUGCUUCCUCUCUUCCUCAAGAAAUCCUAUGCAAUGCCAAGUCCCUGUCAUUUCUCCGACACAGUGCUGGAUCUGCUCUCACCAGAGGAGGGUUUGUGGCGCUCAGCCCCAUUUCUCCACAAGAGAUGUUCCUGCAGCCACGGCCUCGCUCCAGAGAAGAGAAGGUGGAGGAAGAGGAUGAAGACUAUCAUUCACCAUACCACCUGUACCCCCAUCCACAUCACCACCAUCAUCAUCAUCAUCAUCAUUUGCAUACACUGGUGCCAGAGGUAGUGGAGUACAACCAUCUGAUGCAGCAGGCCAGGCAGGACCAAACAGUUAUUAAAUCACCGCAGCGCACUGCAUCUAUCAGAGCAUCCUCCAUGCCCAGGCUGGCUGUUGAUCCACAGGCUGCAGUGUCGGAAGACGGGAGGCUGAUGAAACGCUCCUUCUCCACCAUCGGAGAUCAGUGUGUGAACGGCCUGUGGCAGGAGCAACACUCUCUGGAGAAAAUCAGCCCUGACGGCACAUUCAGAGCUCGUCAAAGGAGUUACAGAGGUCCCAAAAUCAGCCCCAGAGAAACAAGUAGUCACGAGAGAGGGAGAUCAAAAGAACGGCGCCACCUGCUGUCUCCUGAUGUGUCCCGCUGUAACUCAGAGGAGCGAAGCAGGGAGCCUUCCUGCGAGAGGAAGCACUCCCGCUCACCGAGUGAAGGACGAGUGCACAACGUCCAGAAACAGGUAAUGGCAACAGGAAGCCCAGCAAACUCAGCCUCAGAGUCCAGUACCCCUCGUAACCGCCGCCAGCUGCCUCAGACGCCUUCUCGUCCACGGCCUUAUAUCUCAUACUCUCCUCUUGUCUGCAAACCAUCAACCUCUCCCACUGCUGCUCCCCUCUCCUCUGAAGGGCAAUACCAGCCUCAGGACACCGCCGGUGGCUCCACAGAGACCUCAUGGCGGGCUGAGAAGGAGAGCAGACCUCUGUCGGCGGGUCACUGUUCAUCUGGAGGUCAGAUUUCAGGACCAAGCCACCCAUCGCCUCACCGCUACAUAUCAGAGCCCUAUCUCCCGUUCCAUGAGGACUUCAGCGGUGAUGAUUCAGGUGACAGGCAGGAAACACUGACCUUUGAGUCUGCCAUAGCCACCAGUCUGGGACGGGCCAAUGCCAUAAGCUCUGCCCCUCAGCUCAGACACUCCUGGCAGGUUCCCAAUGGUCAUGUCCGGAAGCACUUGGUCCAGGGGAGCCCGACUGACAACAGCGAGCUGCUAAGUGAUACAGAUGAGGACGACCGCUGCUAAAACUCAAGAGACAAAGAUGCAAAGGAUGCACAGUGCUUUGGGGCACACCAGGACUGCGUCACAGCACCGGAGGGAGCGAAUUUAUCUCCGCUGUGGCUCAGAGAACCUCAUGUUCUCAGCACCGUAGCAUUACAGCCAGGACUGAGCAACACCGCUGUUCAUCUGGACGCCUGUGUCCGUCUUCACAUGUCCGUGCGUAUCUGUAGUAGCCGAAGGGAAUCUAGACGUGUGGACCUGAAUGUCUGUUUACAUGUGUGUGCUCUUAAUAAAGAAUGUGCCAAAAAAAGGUGAAAAGCAGGGGGAGACCCAAACAUAAGUAGCCCACUGCGCCCAAAUCAAUGUGUUGCAGCUCUUUCCCAAACAAGUGUUUAAAGAACAAAAAUACGGUGAGAAGUCUGUCCACCAUGUCCAAAUGUCUCCAAAAAAAUCUGAUUAAGUGCAUUUUGUGGAAGUGAAAAAUAGAGGUAGCAUAUACACACGUAAUAAGAUGAAUGUAUUUUAGUUUUAUGUUCAGGUUUAUUUGGUGAGUUGCUGUUAAGUCUUAGUGCAUAGUUGUGGGAGGAGAAAAUUCAGUGGUCGAGCAGCCAGUCCUGUUUUUUCCUGUUUACAGUAACAGUUUCUACAUGAUUUGUGGGCAUUACACAGCUUGAUCUUUCUGUUAAAAUGUGAAAACAAUGUAUAACCUUGUAAAACUGAUGAGAGAUGUUUUGUCUCAGGAUCUGGGCGCAUCCAGUGAGUAUUAUAAGGACCUGACAUAAAGUCAGGGAAAAGCUAAGAACUGAAAUGUUUAAUUAAGUUUGAACAAGACAGAGUCAUUGAGACAGCAGAAAAUUUCCUUUCAUCUGCUUUGCUCGCCGUCUACAACGUCCAGUGAUGCUGCCAUGUGAAGCAAGCCAAAUGUUUGUCCAACCUCCACGCCUCUGUGCUGGACCGCCACUCCUGAUGGCGUGACAGAGAGCUAAUUUAAGCCAUUUGUUUUGUACACACAGCUGGAGAUGUGUUGCCUCCUUUCCUUUGAUGAUGAAAUUUAUGACAAAUAAUUGUCAUACUGCCAUACAUGGAUGCUUUAGCAGAAUUCACAGCCGUGGUGUUUUUUAUUUCUAACCCACUUAUUGUUCCCAUCAUGUUUCGUCUGUAGAAACAUCGUUAUUGUAUUUUCUGUGCUUGAGAGCUUUAGUAUUUUCCACAUGCAUGAUCAUGUCUUGAAGCUGCCUGAUUAUUUUUGGUCUUCAAGAGGUUUUUACAGAAAAAAUAUUGGAAAACAAAUAUGUAAAGCAGUACACUAUAUUGCCUAAAGUAUUUAGUCACUUGUCACCUUAAAAUAGGAACUUGAGAGGCAUCUCACUUUUGUUUCACAGCGAUUGUUAUGAUAUUGGCCCUUUCUCUGUAGCUGGACCAGUUUGAACUUUUCUGGGAAAGCUUUCCUCAAAGUUUAGGAGUGUGUUUACAGGAUUUUUAAAUCAUUCUUUCAAAAGAGCAUUAGUGAGAUCAGACACUAGUGUUGGACUAGAAGGCCUGGCUCAUGCUCUUUGCUCUAAUUCAUCCAGCAGGUGUUUUUUUUUGUUGUUGCCAUCUGUGCUGACCAAUUGUUCCACACCACACUCGUUCACCGAUGUCACAAUUGUUUUUAGUUUGCUCUGGUUUUAUGGGUUUAUUGUGAUUCUUUAGCUUUAGGAUUCUUCAUGCUUUCUGUUCUGCAUAUUUCGCUUGUUUUUAUAUUGUUGGUUUCCCUGAUUCUCUGUGCAUGUCAGUAGUAUUUUGAAUUUCUGUGUAUUCCUUGAUUUGCCUUCUGUUGGCGUUCACAGUUUAUUUAUCCAGUACCUUCCUCAGUGCCUCGGCUUCUGCUGUCCAUAGCUCAUCUGCUCAUUAACUCCUCUGUCUUGCUUUCCAGUAAUCAAACACCCCACCAUAAAUAUUACUUGUUUUUUCUCAUUCUGAGUCAGGUCCUCUGUAAUUGAUAUCAGGCUGGUUUGUUUCUUGUUUAUAAUUUUCCUAAGAAAAAAGAAAGAAGCCAUUUAUUUUCACCUGCCUACUUCUUACUUUCUCAUCUGCUACCAUUAUGUCACAGUUUACGAAUUUCCAUACCUUGCUUUGUGAAUCCCAAUAAUCAUCUUGCCAUUUCCAAACCAUUCCUAUGAAGUUGUCCAACAUGUCUUGUUAGGGUGAAGUAUUAAAGAUUAAUUUAAAUGGAAUUAGGAGGCUGACCCAAACUCCUGAAAAAACACAAUGCACACAAAUUUUGUGCCCGAGUUGCAGUUGCUUGCAGUCACUCUUGUGAAAAUUUCAUGACUGGAUUAUCUCACAGAUUGUGUUCUGUGCCAUGUUGAAUUCAUUAAUUUCUCAGUUGUUUGUAGAAGGAGUCUCAAUGCCUUGAUGCCUUUAAUACUCCUAUGAGCUGAAACGUCAGAACUCACUGACUGGGCUGGGUGACCCAAUACUUUCAGCAAUAUAGUGUAUUUGUUUCUCAUUCUCAGCAAUCACUUUCCACAUACUUUGAACAUUGCAAAACUUCAAAAGGUUUGUUGUUCCCUCUGAUUAAGAUGAAUAUUUAUAUCAUGUGCUGUUGUGUUGUUAAAAUAUAAUGAGUUUGAAAUGUGAACCCAGUACCUAUUGAGACCAGGAGCUCUCUGAUAAAAACAAAACAAGUUUUAGCAGAAAAGUCACUGAAGUGUGUUUUACAGUAAACCGGUGAGGUUCACUGUAAAAUCUCCCUGUAGUAUAUACAUCGCAUAGAAAUGUCCUACACAUGUACAGCUCAACUUAGGACUUAACUUGGAUGUCGGUCUGUACAGACAGCCUAAUCUGUGCCUGGGAAAGCUCCCUAUCAAGGCUGGAUUAUUUAGAUAGACAAACCCUCUGGUAAAUAUGUAGUAUAAGAUGUACAAAAUCCAUCUUUCAUUUAUAGCACCUUUUGAUUUCUACUGUAAUUAUCAUGCCUGUUUACGACUGUUUACAGACACAUUAAAAAGAUGCCCUGUCUUUUCUGUGCCGAGUUAAAUUAAAUUAGUAUGAUUUGUUAACACA
Molecule: messenger RNA, 10725 nt
Organism: Xiphophorus hellerii (green swordtail)
Lineage: Eukaryota; Metazoa; Chordata; Actinopteri; Cyprinodontiformes; Poeciliidae
Gene: cacna1ea
Product: calcium channel, voltage-dependent, R type, alpha 1E subunit a
Exons: 48
Coding region: 136-7701 (2521 amino acids)
Biological process (GO): chemical synaptic transmission; calcium ion import across plasma membrane
Cellular component (GO): membrane; neuronal cell body; voltage-gated calcium channel complex
Molecular function (GO): calcium ion binding; high voltage-gated calcium channel activity
Source: RefSeq, a predicted model, not a curated record